Molecule: messenger RNA, 1977 nt
Organism: Schizosaccharomyces octosporus yFS286
Lineage: Eukaryota; Fungi; Ascomycota; Schizosaccharomycetes; Schizosaccharomycetales; Schizosaccharomycetaceae
Product: meiotic recombination protein
Exons: 1
Coding region: 129-1568 (479 amino acids)
Source: RefSeq, a predicted model, not a curated record
GGGUUGUAAGGAACGGCGUGCGCUUAACAUCACUUGUCCUUUGCCAACUACGAUUCUUGAAAGAAAAAGGUAACUACAAAAGGCUACUAACAAAUAACAGAUCUAGGUUUGACUUAUACAGAGAAUCUAUGAGUGAAGCAGCUUUGGAAAACAAUUUCGUUUAUGCUGCAGUAAAAACACCUGUGUUUAUGGAUACAAAAACAAUUCACAAACAAACAAUUAAAAGUACUAGAGACAGUUCACCAGAUAUGUCAGUUCAAGUAGAAGAAGCAUUGACACCUGAUGUUAACCAAAGUACAAUGCCUUACGGUGGGGUGAAUUCAGCUGAAAAAUCACAAACGGGAGAGAAUGAUGAACAAACGAAUGUUGGUGAACAGAAUGUAGCAAAUUUGGUUGACCAAAAGGAACAUGAAAAUGAUUCAUUGGUUGAAAAGUCGGAGUCUGUGAAUGUUCAAAAUCAAGAAACGACAGAACAAGUCGGUGAAGAUGAACAUUCAGUAGAUGACGAUCAUUCACAAUCUUUUGUCGAACACGGUAGCGACGAAGAAGAUGGAGAAUCUAAAGAUUUGUCUGGUUUUACAGACGUAACAGAAAACAAGCCUGUAGCCACUAAAACAGAGGAAAGGACGAACGCUGCACCGAGCAAUGAUGUUUUGGAUUUUGAAUGGAUAUCCAAAGGCUUGGUCUUAUUUCCAGAUUCAAGCGUUUGCUCUUUUGUUGACAAUAAUGAUGGCAAUACAUUUAUUUAUUCUACUUCUGACGAUUUGAAUGAGAAUACUUUGGAGGACUUAUUUGGAAUUGUGCGUGCACGUCUGGAAUCUUUAGAUGCAUUAGGUUCUGAUUCAGAGUUGGUGUGCGAAUUUUCAGAUUUGAAUUUAAAAAUCGCUGAAGAUAACGUUUAUGCAAAUCAAAUUCAUCUAGUCGAUAUUUUAGAGCUUUUAUCUGUACAUUGCAGCCAUGGAAAAUCUUUCUCUGUGUUGUUUACGACUCAACCUCGGUUUAUUGCUAGAUACAACAAGCUUGUUCAGGAUGUUUCUAGUGCUAGUGUUAGUGAACUUGAGUUAGAAGAGGAUGAUACUCAAGAUUCAGCGCUAGUUCCAGAGCCGUCAAAGGAGUCUGAGAAAGGCGUUGCUCCUGACAGUACUACUGAUGAUUACAAUAAUGCAUCCAAAGACGUACUGGGUGAAGGAGAAGCCUUGCCGAACAAUAGUAAUUCUGAAAACACAAGUUUGAGUGGAACGGAACGAAUAGCGGUCGAAGAACAAUCGGGGAUAGAUGUGAGCGACCCGACUGCUGAACAGUUGGAUGACAAUGCUCUAGCUUCUAUCUUGGAGGAUAUAAACAAUAAUGGUGAAGUGGUAUCUAGUGCGACUCCGUUUGAAUCGUUUCUGGAUGAAGAACAAGUAAAACUGGAUGUAAUCAAUGAAAGUCAAACACAGAAUGGUAAACGGAGACUAGAUGACUACGAUAACUUACUUAAUGAGGAUCUGGUAGAUGAUGGAGGCGAUGAAGCCCAGAUUACUUCUCCGAAGAAAUCGAAACUUGUCACAUCGUCUGAAGCAUCUUAACGCCCUUUGCAAGUGGACAUUAUAUGAUUAUAUCUAUUAUUUAUUGCGUGUUCAAGAGCUGAAGGGCAUUUUUCGUGUGUGAAAAAUUGUAUAACUAAUCUGUGAGUUUCAUGUUUUGGUUAAGUGGUUUUGGGCAACGCCGAAGUCUUACAGACGGUGCCCUUUGUGAAUUAUUUUUAAAAUUUUUGUUGUUUUUACUCUCCGUUGUCAUACCUUCGCUACUAUUGCUCUUUUGUACAUUACUUACUUUUUUUAAACCGUUGUCAUUAUUCAAUGAUGUUCCUGCUUAUGACGCUUAAAAGUAUCCAUCUUUUUGCAUGAACAUAAUUUUUUUUUGCUAUACGAUAGUUUAUUAAUUUAAGGAUUUUAGUUAUUAGGUUAAUAAAUUGAAAUAAUUUUCUUUUCGUAA